Messenger RNA from Hepatospora eriocheir, 372 nucleotides. NCBI's taxonomy places the organism in Eukaryota, Fungi, Microsporidia, Hepatosporidae. The record is from the annotation of a GenBank genome assembly.
AUGAUUGUAUUAACUGAGUAUGAAUUAGCAGAAUUAUUAGUUAUAAUAAUCAAAUUAAACAUUAUUUUAUACAAUAAAAUCAUAAAUUAUUAUAAUCAAUUAAAUGCUUGUUAUAAUAUAAAAUUAAUUAACUAUAAAAAAGAUUAUUUAUUUGAUGAAAGUAAUUUAAUUAAUAAUAACUUAUUUAAAAACAAAAAUAUAAAAGUAAAAUAUGAUAAAAAUUUUAUUAAAAAAUUAGAAAGUAUAAUUUCAAUUAAAAAAGAAAAUAAACCUAAAUUAAAAACUAAAAAAGAAAUUAAAAUUGAAAAAAGAACGUUUGAUUUUAAAGAAUUAAUUAAUAAGUUUAAUCAAAUGAAUGAAGAUUUAAAGUAA